AUGGAAAGUCCAAUAACGGCAUCGGGCGAGGCUUCCAUCUGUUGGCGAUCUCGGUGGGACCUCUUGAAUGAGCAGCCAGGACGCCCGGAGAAGGACGAGGUUAUCGACGUGAUCUAUGCCGCCGUAGACAAAGUCUUGGACUUGUCGGUGGACCAAAGGGUCAAAUCACGAGUCGGAGCCAUCAUCAGGAAAGUCUCGACGGAUCUGCAGAGCUACUAUGAGGACCAGUUGCCAGAAGGGUGGAGACGUCUGAACGCGAAUGAGCUGUUCGGUGAUCUGAUACAGACCGUCUUCAGGGAGGUCUAUUGGAGUGUGCAAGAUAGCGGAUACUCGGACGAUGGUGGCGCUCUUGAGUUAGCUCUCUGUAUCUCGGCGCAGACUGUGAAGACUUUACUGAAGCUGAAUACUGUUGAUGGCUACUCAGAGUUGAUAGCUGAGCUUGUGGGGAAGAUGCGGUCGGAUGAGAGCUCAGAGUUGAAGGAUGUUGAGGGGGGAGCAUCGAAGACGAAGCAACGUGAUACUAUCGAGACCAAGGUCGAUGUGAAUAACCUACCUUUGGUCGAUGGUGCUCCGUGGUCCCUGGACAAGAAGACCGCCGACGGUAAGAUCAAAGUCACCUAUGAUUGUGUGAAGCGUCGAAUCAUUACAGCUUGUGAGAGCUACGGAUUGAGUGGGAGAAGAGCAUGCUUCUUCGUUGUUAAAAACUUCGAUGGAGCAGAGCGAACAUUCGCUCAGAAAGCCCUAGCGGCGGUCCCAGUGGAGAACCAAAACCCCUUGGAUGCCUUCUUUGGGAAGAUGGAUGCCAAGUACACCAACUACUGGUCGGAAGGGCGUGCCUUGAGUGAGUUCACCACUCUGAAGAAGCAUCAGGGUGAAGACCCCAUCACUUAUCUUAAUCGCUUAUCCGAAAUUGCUGACACGUUACCAAUCAGCGAAGGUGAGCUCCGAAAGCAGUUUCUACAAGGGUUGAGUUCAGGAUUGGUAAGUAAGCUGAGAUCGUGCUAUGGCCCUCGGUUAUACUCGAAGCCGUUGGACAAGAUAGCAGAUAGCGCUUCAUAUUAUGAGUCGGAGUACAUGAGAGAACGAGUUGAUAAACCACAAGCUCAGCCGAGUCGAGUGAAUCCAGAUGUACCGCUAAGAGGGAAAGGGCUACCUCGUGAACAAGCACAAUCGACUGGGGGGGCCGGGACGGCGGCUACUCAAUCGAUCGGUGGGAACCGACCAUCAAGAUGGUCGAAUGGUGCACCACGGUGCUAUCUAUGCUCACAAGUAGGCCAUCUCAAGAGAGAUUGUCCUCUGAAGGGCCAGCUGGAUAACCGGAAGACCACUGAACCAAAGGACCGUGGUAAGAGUUCCUCCUCAACGAGCGAGGUAAAACAAGGAUUUGUGAACGUCGAGAUCGGCGCCAAUGUCGUCGAAGCGACAGGCUUGAAUGGUGAGGACGCCGCCAAAUCUAAUACUAUACACUCCUUAAGUGGAGUGGACACAGUGCCUGAGUUGAAGUGUGACGUUGGGAAGUAUGGUCGUUACAAUCAGACAGCUCUCCUAGAUACGGGAGCGGGAUGCUCUCUCAUCGGAGCAGACCUCGCUGCUAGGCUACAUAAGGAAGGACGAGCUGUCGUCUUGACGACUCCCAAAAUCAUCCGUCUGAGAUUUGCUAAUGGAGGAGUCGAAGAGUCCGACCACGAACUGAUAGUGCCCAUCGGAGUCGAGAAGAAGCGAGAAGAAGUGACCUAUUACUUACCAUUCGUUGUAUCUCGUACACUGGGGGCAGGAAUCCUUCUUGGUCGUCGUGCAUUAUGUUUGAUGGAAACCAAACUACGGUUCGGUGGGGUGAAUCCACGUGAGCUUCAGAAGUUGGAGAACGUCUUCCACCAGAACGUUGUAAGUGAAGCUUCCCAUCAACCUGGUGAGAACGGCUCCUUAGCAGCUGAGAAGAAUACUGUCCAGCAAAAUGCUGUCUACGUCCAGAUCAACCAGGUAACUGAUGAACCGGUGGUGUUGGACGAGGAAGCUGUAUUAGAAGAUGGUCUAGGAUGGUCUAGUAAAGGAGUGGUCGAAUCACGAGAGUGGUUGGAGAAGACGGUUGAACAAGCUCUCCCUCAACUCGAUGGACCUCUUGAUAACGAUAGUGACAUCGACAUCGAUAAGCUCAAAGUUGACGCGAAGAAGUGCCUCGAUGAGCAGGUUCGAAAAGGAUGGAUCCCCAUAAGUCGAGGAUUCAGAGGCCGAGUCGCAUCGAAGGCUGAUAUAAUCACUCAAGAUACCAGUACCCAAGCCUACCAAUUUCAAAUCUCGUGGGAUGUCAACGAUGUGGACCUACACGACAACGUGAGACGAGGACCAUGGGAUAGUUCGAGGCUUAUCGGAGAUCUAUCACCAUCUGAGAAAGAAGAAUGGGAUCACCAAAUAGACGGAUAUGUAUCUAGAGGGUGGUGGGUCGAAGAACCCUCUGGGCCUCCAGAUGGGGAGAAGCACCUAAGUGCGACAUGCUUCCCAGUGCGUCAAUGCGCGAUGAAGACGACUCGAAUCCGCCCAUGCAUCGAUCUGAGAAGGGCCAACGACCUUUCGCCGAAGCUGAAAGCUGCAGCACCAACUGGAGUGGGUCCGACGUCGAUCAGUGAUGCUAUCCUGAAACUACGGAGUAGUCUCGACGCUCACAAGCAGUACCAGAUAGAUCAAUAUGAUCUAGAGAAGGCGUUCUACUCUAUUCGGAUUCUACCUAGGUCAGCUGCUGACGGGAGACUGUUGAAGGUGUGGAUCCGUUGUGGGUCCACGUGGUACAGUUCAUGUUGUCUGGUCUUCGGAACCAGUGCGGGACCUCUUUCCCUGAACUACUCUCAACUCACCUUGCUGACUAUCAUGCGACAUAUGUUAUCGAAUGUAACCUCUCAAUCGGUCUGGAUCCCAGUGAUGGAUGACUUCCUGGUCGUAUCUCCAAUGAAAAAGGGAUCCACGAAGGUGAGUGACAAGUCUAAGGCCUGUAUGGAAGUCCUAUGGGAGCUCACCGGCUUCCGAGCUCCUCAGUCGAAGAGGGCACGGUGGGAUGCCAGCCACGAACAACGAUGGCUAGGAGCUCAUUGGACUUAUGACUCUGAGACGGGUCGGCUAUCAAUGAGGAGGCCCACCUGCGAGAAGCCCUUGGAAGGAAUGACGAAGCGAGCUGUAUAUCGAGCUGCUGGUCAGUUCCUACUCUUUACUCAAGGAGCAGCCGAAGCGAUGAGUCGCUCCCAUGCCGAUUCGAUGAGGCGCAUCUCCGGAAAGUGGCCAGGUUGGGACACUGUGUGUACCGAUACGGAACAGUGCAACCUGAUCCACGAUCACCUCAAAUGUGCGCAGCGGCACUGGGUCGAUUGUUCUGAAGAAGAUCAGAACCUCUGUCUCCUACAGGAAACCACGAAGAUUGUAGUCGAAGUAGACGGCUCACAAGAAGGCCAUGGUUUCCUCGCCAUCGACGCGAGCGAGCUCUCUGACGAUGGUGACCGAGACCAGCUCGGUGAUAUAAAAUCGAGGGUGGUGAUCGCUGAUGCGAAGGCCUUUAAUGAGAAACAUCUCGGAUGGCAUUGCAAUCGGCGGGAGUUGACCGCGAUUGCAUUCGCCAUAAAGCGUAUCGAUGACAUCCGGUGCCUACUCCCAUCUCUACAAGUGGUCAUCAUUCGCACAGACAGUAGGGUCGCUAGCGGUCAAGUAGACCCUUGGAGCCGGGUAGCCACGAAGAGUCUUGAGCGCAAAGCUCUCCUACGGUUGAGGAAUGUGGUAGUCGAGACUGUCUUCGAUUGGAAACUGCACGGAGUAAAAGCUCGAGUCCAGCAUAUCAGUGGAGUCAGCAACGUCACGGCAGAUAAGCUGUCAAGAGCAGUAUCCGAACGACGUUACCAAGAAGCAGUCUUAGAAGGUCGAGAACGACCUACGGUGGUAUCUAAUGUCAAUUUGUUAACGAUCACGACUUUGGAGGAGGGUGUCGACGGAUUAACGAGGAUCUCAAUCCCAAGUUUCCUUCGAUUCGUUGACCUGCACUCGACAUUCCAAGCCUGGCGGGGUGCAAUAACCACUGGGAGUAGUCUUGUGGAGUCCGACAACAACGAAAAGGUCGAGCUGAAUACUACUACACCUCCUGAUGGCCUACGUAAAAGGUGGCUCCGAAAGAUUCAAGCCGAUGAUGAUGAGACGGCUCAAGCCAUCGCACAGUUGAAGGAACCUACCCAUGAUCCCACCACUCCUACUCCGAUCAACGGUUAUCUGUAUAACCUCUUCAUCGACGAUGAUGACAUCCUGAAAAGAAGAACCAUGAGGGGAAGUCUCUCCUCCAGAACUGGCCAGGCAGAUGAGCAUAUUCAGACGGUGAUGCCAAAGUCCAUCAUGGCCGAAGUGGCUACAGCAGUUCACGCUGAGCUCGGCCAUGCAGGAUUUUUAGCUACCUUCAGAGAAGUGUCUCAACACUGUUGGUCUCCUAAGUGCCGUGAGAUUGUCAAGACUGCUCUCUCAAGAUGUAUGUCCUGCAUUCGUACCGUGCCAAAGGCCAGUAAUGUCUUGAAGGCAUUCCCCGGUCCUGCUAUCAUUCCGCAAUGGCCUUUUCAAAUUGUCGGAGCUGACCUUUUUGGUCCAAUCCGAUUACGGUCUCGAGAACGCCAAAAGGCGGUUGAUGAUGAAGCACAGAAAGGAACUUACAUCCUUACUGUGACGGAUAGGCUAACUGGAUACUGCCGCUUCGAACUGCUUGCGAAUUGUCGCUCGCAAACUGUGAUCCGUGCGUUCGAGAGGAUCAUCUGCUGGGAACUCUGUGCUGAUACUCAAGAGUGCUGGACCGACCGUGGGUCCCAAUUUAUGAGCUCGGCAUGGGGGUCUAUGUGCUUGUUGAGCAACAUCCGUCAUCGAGUGAAUCUACCAUCAACACCACAUCUCGGAGGAUGGUGGGAAACUCAUCAUAAGCCUCUUACUAAAUGCCUCAGAAGUCUAUUCGACAGUUGUCCCACUCGUGAUCUACAGGAGAUGGUCAGCAUUGCUCAAGCCCGUAUCAACUCUAGUUUGGGCACUGAUUCUCGGCCAAGUGCCCAUGAACUGGUCUACGGAUGGAGACCAUGCCUACCUUUAUCGAGAUUACUCGCCGGAGAACGACAACUCGAAGAAGACUAUAGUACUAUCUAUCCCACCAUUCUACCAGAAGAUCCGCUCCAUCGUGAACAAGCAGUACAGGAAGCCAUCUCUCGUGGUGCGCACCGUCGAGAUCUCUUGGCACUCUUCAACGAGGCCUGGAUACAAAGUCGUGCCGAACGCUAUGCCCAGCUUUAUAAAGAUGCUGCUAAAUCUGGCACUCUAUCUAUUGGUGAUCGAGUGGUAUGGCUACAACAACGUCGCAAUAAGUAUGGUAAGAUCGUCCAUGAUGAUAGGGUAUUUGUUGUAGUUCGGUCUAUCGGAAACCAAUGUUAUCAGAUUAAGCCGCUCGACGAUCAAUCCUCUAUUGCUGACAACCCCUCUGGAUGGCCUACCAUUCACAGGAGGAAUUUAUAUAAAAUAUUUGGGGAUGGUUCUGAUACUAUCUCUGGUCUUGACAAUUCUACGGGAGAGCGAACCCCUGCAGUUCCUACUCCUGAUCGGUUUGGCGCCGACGAUGACCAAAACGAAUCUCCUAUUAUUGACACUCAACCCAACAAUACUCAUUCAAAUCCCAAUUCUGGAACGGUCGAGAAGACCUUCAAUGAUGAUGAUAAGAAAGCUACUACACCCACUACUGUUACCUCCUCUGUUGCCUCUCGUAGGAGCUCGGUCAUCCCUCAUCGCAUGGAAUCCUCUCAGCAGGGUAAGCGAAAGGGGGAGAGUCGAGAGCUCCGAUUUCUGUCGUCUAUCGAUAAAUCUGUUAGCCGCUAUGGUCGCUCUCGAAAAGGGGGAGUGAUGGUGUAA
Messenger RNA from Perkinsus marinus ATCC 50983, 5898 nucleotides. RefSeq names its product gag/pol/env polyprotein, putative. The transcript has a single exon. Gene Ontology annotation, molecular function: nucleic acid binding; zinc ion binding. Bases 1 to 5898 code for a protein of 1965 amino acids. NCBI's taxonomy places the organism in Eukaryota, Perkinsozoa, Perkinsida, Perkinsidae. Gene Ontology annotation, biological process: DNA integration. The record is from RefSeq and is a predicted model, not a curated record.